Lates calcarifer (barramundi perch) is the source of this 1312-nucleotide messenger RNA. It is a transcript of the gene cep19, whose product is annotated as centrosomal protein 19. Lineage: Eukaryota; Metazoa; Chordata; Actinopteri; Centropomidae. Gene Ontology annotation, biological process: trans-Golgi to periciliary membrane compartment transport; microtubule anchoring at centrosome. Gene Ontology annotation, cellular component: ciliary basal body; centrosome; spindle pole. Bases 185 to 661 code for a protein of 158 amino acids. The transcript has 2 exons. The record is from RefSeq and is a predicted model, not a curated record.
AGGCUUCAGCGAAUACUGCAAGGUUUGAUAUCGACAUACGUUAGGCACCGAGGCAACGAAGCCGCUAAUCUUAGAGAAUUUCUUACUUCAGAUCUAUUUGUCCAUGUAAACUAUCACUUAUUAUGGCUUAAUUUUAUUUUACCACUAUACCUCUAAUUACAUUUGCUGAGGACAUAUACCGAAGAUGAAUUUCGAGGCAAAGCGAUGUGGAGUACAGUUCUCCCCUCCUUCCAUAGUUUUAAUUUAUCAACACACGGAAACCAAGAAGAUGCGAAAAAGAAUAAUACCUGUGCGACACUUCUCAAAGUAUUCUGACUACAGAAUGGCUGCUGAAAGACUGAAGAACAACCCUCGGCACAGGGACUACCUGGAAGGUGUUUCUCAGAGCCAGCUAGAGAAGCUUCUCAUCAUCCUGCGAGAUCACAUGCAGGGCUUCAGCCUGGAGCACAGCCUGGCCUCGUUCCGCCUGGACCCUGACGAAGACCUCAACAAACUGGACGACGAGGAGCUGGCUCGCAAGAAGGGGCAAAUGGACGAACUGUUUGAGAAGAACCGCAGGCGCAAAAACGAUCUUGACUUUGUUUAUGACCUGGAAGUGGACUUCAGCAAGCCCACCCAAGAGAAGUGCAGCUGGGAUGACGAGUCUGAUGAUGGAUUUUAAAACUGAUCUCCUAUCCUUUCCCAAACCCGCUUAACCUUACAUUAAUAAGGCAGUUUUCUUCCCGCCUACUGCUGGUCAUAUCUCACUGAUUUUGAGAUUUCCUUGUUUUCCUUUUCCUUGUUUGUUCAACCCCAAAACAAUGACAUCGAGCAGAUGGCCCUCAUAACAGUUAGAACACAGAGUCUCCAUAAUCAGUGUUUUGGUUAUUCGAAUUAUCCACAGACCUCACGGUCUAAGGUUUUCAAGUACUACAGAUACUUUUGUCACAGUUCUCAGUGAAAUAAGUGAGGUCUGUGUUCUAUAAAAGUAACUGGGAUAUUAUUUUGGGUAAAAAAAAAAAAGUGUUGAAAUUCUUCAACUUAAUUUGAUGAUGCUAAGUGGCACAAAUCAAAUACCACUUGUUUUUAUAGUAAUGGAGAAACAGUAGUCUCACCGUCAAAUGAAACCAACCAUCUACUUGGUUAAAUAUCAGUAGGGGUAAAUGAUUUGUACAUCUGGUGAAAACAACCCAACUGAUGUUUGAGGGUGAAUGUCCUGUGGUCAUUUCAAACACAUCACAUGUUCCAUUUUCAAACUGCAAUGAAAGAAAUAAUGCAUGAGUAAUAGUGAAUAUUUAUUUGUUAUAAAAUACUGAAUUUUACAAAAUACAAA